Molecule: messenger RNA, 1101 nt
Organism: Cebus imitator (Panamanian white-faced capuchin)
Lineage: Eukaryota; Metazoa; Chordata; Mammalia; Primates; Cebidae
Product: olfactory receptor 6C70
Exons: 1
Coding region: 189-959 (256 amino acids)
Biological process (GO): G protein-coupled receptor signaling pathway
Cellular component (GO): membrane
Molecular function (GO): G protein-coupled receptor activity; olfactory receptor activity
Source: RefSeq, a predicted model, not a curated record
CUGAAGUCACAACAGAGAAAGGAAGAAUCAUACAAAGCAGAUAGAAUUUAUUCUUCUGGGACUGACAGAUAAUUCUCAGUUACAGAUUGUAAUUUUCUUAUUUCUACUUCUAAAUUACAUGUUAAGCAUGAUAGGGAACUUCACUAUCAUUGCCCUCACUCUUCUGGAUUCCCAGCUCAAGACUCCCAAUGUAUUUCUUCCUCCGUAAUUUCUCUUUUCUAGAAAUUUCAUUCACAACUGCUUGCAUUCCCAGAUUCCUAAUCACCAUUAUAACCAGAGAAAAUACCAUUUCCUAUAAUGGUUGUAUAUCUCAGUUGUUUUUUUACAUAUUCUUGGGGGUUACAGAAUUUUUCCUUCUGGCUGCUAUGUCCUAUGACCGCUAUGUUGCCAUCUGCAAACCUUUGCAUUAUAUAUCCAUCAUGAGUAACAAAGUUUGCCACCAGCUUGUACUCAGUUCUUGGGUAACUGGAUUCCUGAUCAUUUUCUCUCCACUGAUAUUAGGUCUUAACUUGGAUUUCUGUGCUUCAAAUAUCAUUGAUCAUUUCAUUUGUGACAUUUCUCCUAUCCUACAAAUUUCUUGCUCAGACACACAUUUACUGGAAUUGAUUGCCUUUUUGUUAGCUGUGAUGACACUCAUUGUCACAUUAUUUUUAGUAAUCCUUUCUUACUCUUGCAUCAUCAAGACAAUUCUGAAAUUCCCUUCAGCUCAGCAAAAGAAGAAAGCCUUUGCCACCUGCUCUUCUCACAUGAUUAUUGUCUCCAUUACUUAUGGUAGUUGUAUUUUUAUCUACAUAAAACCAUCAGCAAAUGAAAGAGUUGCCUUAAGCAAAGGAGUAACUGUGCUCAAUACUUCGGUUGCCCCUUUGCUAAACCCAUUUAUUUAUACUCUAAGGAAUCAGCAAGUUAAACAAGCCUUCAAAGCUGUAUUUAGAAAGAUAUUUUCUGCUUCAGACAACUAAUACAACUUGUUGAAAUUAUUAACAUGAAAACAUAAAAGGAUCUUUGGACAAAACACUGAUUUGACUCUCCUAGUUUAAGAAUUGAUAUCCAAUAUUCAAUUAUUUGUGUUACUUUAUCUUGCUCAACAUUCAAAAUGUUUUU